Molecule: messenger RNA, 900 nt
Organism: Ilex paraguariensis (yerba mate)
Lineage: Eukaryota; Viridiplantae; Streptophyta; Magnoliopsida; Aquifoliales; Aquifoliaceae
Source: the annotation of a GenBank genome assembly
AUGUCUUCCAUUCCCUCAGUUUCGUUCACUGCUACAGCCAAAUCACACUCCUACCCUUUGCCUUCUUCACCCUCACUAUGCCUUCCUAGCCGAACUACACUCCACCUAAAGCUUCACAAUUAUGCCUCUCUACAUUGCUCCAAAACCUCAUUCAUCCAUCCCAUCACCGCCACCAAACCCUCCAAAUCCAUCACCAGAAACCUCCGCUCCACCACCCUCACCUCAAUCUCAAUGUCCAUGGAGGCCGGUGUGGGCGUCAUGGGCACCAAACUGGGUAUGAUGAGCUAUUUCGAGACCAAUGGGAAAGUAAUUCCAGUCACCAUAAUAGGGUUCCGGGAAGGAAAUAUAGUCACACAGAUCAAAACAGAGGCGACCGACGGGUACAAUGCAGUUCAAGUUGGGUAUCGGAGGGUUCGGGACAAGAAAUUGACGAAGCCGGAGCUUGGGCAUCUCGAGAAGUCCGGUGUAAUUCCGUUAAGACACCUCCAGGAGUUCCGAUUACAGUCCGUCGAGGGGUUCGAGCCCAACCAGAGGCUAGGUUUUGAUGAAUUGUUCAAGGAGGGUGAUUUGGUUGAUGUUUCCGGCACCACCAUUGGCAAAGGAUUCCAAGGUGGAAUUAAAAGACAUCACUUUAAGAGAGGCCUUAUGACUCACGGAUCGAAGAGUCAUAGAGCCAUUGGAUCAAUUGGGGCAGGAACAACUCCUGGACGUGUGUAUAAGGGAAAGAAAAUGCCAGGGAGAAUGGGAGGGACAAAAAGAAAGAUAAGGAAACUGAAGAUUGUCAAGAUAGACAAUGAACUUAGGCUUGUGAUGGUCACAGGGGCUGUUCCGGGUAAGCCAGGAAAUCUUCUCCGCAUUACUCCUGCAAAGAUUGUUGGCAAGAACAUCCCAAAGAGCUAG